Molecule: messenger RNA, 3826 nt
Organism: Aspergillus heteromorphus CBS 117.55
Lineage: Eukaryota; Fungi; Ascomycota; Eurotiomycetes; Eurotiales; Aspergillaceae
Gene: kin1
Product: putative serine/threonine protein kinase Kin1
Exons: 3
Coding region: 161-3370 (1069 amino acids)
Biological process (GO): intracellular signal transduction; protein phosphorylation; microtubule cytoskeleton organization
Cellular component (GO): cytoplasm
Molecular function (GO): ATP binding; tau-protein kinase activity; protein serine/threonine kinase activity
Source: RefSeq, a predicted model, not a curated record
CUCACUCCCCCCCGACCGGCCCUUUGGAGUUAGGACUCCCCUUGGGCUGCCGUCCGCCCUCACGCGAACCGCCCCUCGAUUAACAAGCGGUCUUAGGGUGAAUGAGGCGCCCUGAAUUGUGGUUGGCCCGGAACUCUCCAUCAAUUUUGUGCCCAUCGUGAUGUCCACUACUGCUCCCUCCACUGCGUCACCCUCCGUCGUCCGCAGCCAGUCCACAUCCUCCCGGCCUCCCUCCCAUCGUCCCCCUUCAUCUGAUCUUCCUCACCGAACCCGAAGUGUUGCGGUCCGUCCCGCGACUGCCUCCCAGCCCUCUCCGCAGCAUCACCAUCACAGCCAGCCGCAGAAUCGCUACUCCCACUCCUACUCCAAGUCCCAGUCCUAUGACCGCCGGCCUCCGUCGAAUCAAGCCGUGUUCGACAAUAUCGCCCGUCGGGACUUCGAAGCUGCCAGAGGUGCCCAACCCGUGUCCUCCCGUCGCAGUACCUCGAGAGAGCGUUCCCAGGAGCGCCCCUCCACCUCCUACCGCCCCGACUCAUCUUCAGCCCACCACCAUCGCACCCUAUCGAUAAAAGGGCAUCAACGAGACAGCAUAGACAUGGCUACCGCCGGGCCCGUCAUGGCGGAAGGUGCGGGACAUUCGCAGGCCGCUCCCACCCAUCUGCAUCCCACCAACUCCAACACCGCCGUCCCAUCGAAGCGUCGCACAAUGAUCACAACCCCGUCGGGUCAGUGGGCCCUGGGCAAAACACUGGGUGCUGGGAGCAUGGGAAAAGUCAAGGUGGGGAAAAACAUGGAUACCGGAGAGCAGGUCGCCGUGAAAAUCGUACCCCGGCAGUCAACAGAGGAACACCGCAGCUCGCGCGAGGCCGAGAGAGCAGAUCGCUCCAAAGAAAUCCGGACCGCCCGCGAAGCAGCCAUUGUCAGCCUCGUGAACCAUCCUUACAUUUGUGGCAUGCGGGACGUGGUGCGCACCAACUAUCAUUGGUAUAUGCUGUUUGAACUUGUCAAUGGGGGGCAGAUGCUGGACUACAUCAUCUCCCACGGCAAGUUAAAAGAGAAGCAAGCCCGUAAGUUCGCUCGUCAAAUCGCGAGCGCCCUGGAUUAUUGCCACCGCAACAGCAUCGUGCAUCGAGAUCUGAAGAUCGAAAACAUCCUCAUUAGUAAGACGGGAGACAUCAAGAUCAUCGACUUUGGCCUGAGCAACCUUUUCUCGCCGAGGAGCCUUCUUAAGACGUUCUGUGGCAGUCUGUAUUUCGCCGCCCCGGAAUUGCUACAGGCCAGGCAGUAUACCGGACCGGAAGUGGACGUGUGGAGUUUUGGGAUCGUUCUAUAUGUGUUGGUCUGCGGGAAAGUACCAUUUGACGAUCAAAGCAUGCCAAAGCUUCACGCGAAGAUCAAGCAAGGUUCAUUCGAGUACCCUCCAGGACUCACCACAGAGUGCCGUCAUAUAAUUUCGAGGAUGCUGGUGACCGAUCCUAAGCAGCGUGCCACUUUGUCCGAGAUCAUGAACCAUCCAUGGAUGAACAAAGGCUUCGGUGGGAUUCCGGAUAACUAUCUUCCAUACCGUGAACCACUACAGCUCCCCCUCGACCCGGAGGUCAUCGAAAAAAUGACAGGAUUCGACUUUGGCCCAGCGGACUACAUUACAACACAACUGACCAAAAUAGUCGAAUCCGAGGACUAUCAACAUGCCGUGAAAGCCAUGGCUCGCGAACAGCCCGCUCCUAGCCAUACCGAGAAGAAGCGCGGUGUGUUCGACUUCUACAAGCGACGAAAUUCUGCGAGCAGAGAUACGCUGUCCACUCCGUCCGCGGAGGCAGUCCAACUCGGCAAUGACCCUAUAAACGCCUACAGCCCGCUGCUAUCCGUCUACUACCUCGUCAAGGAGAAGCUUGAGAGAGAAAGGGUUGAGUCCAACCCGGGCGCGCUUGGCGUUCCACAGUCGGCCGGGGACUCGAUGCUCCAGAUGCCGGAUCUUCCCGCGCCAGAAGCGGCCCACACCAAUCAAUACAGUGUGCCGGGUGAGAAGGAUACUGGGAGAAGAUCUCGCCCGAGAGCAAGGACUCAUGGUGAUGACGAUCUUCAAGACGGCCUCAAAAACCUCCAUUUGGGCACGCAAACAGGGCAUUCUCCUGCGCCCCCUGCGUCACAGCCGGAGACUCCUGUGAAGAAAGAGAGCACCGCGGCAGGCAUUCUGAGGCGGUUCAGCACACGCAGGACCAAAGAACGUAGCCGUGACCCAGAACGUGGGAGAAUUGCGAGCCCGCAUACGCCGUCACUGAAUGUCCAGGCGCCUGCCGAUUCAGCCUCGCCUCUGUCUAGAGGAUUCAGUGUCAAGAGAACCAGGCGUGCGGACCCAUCGCCAACGGCCAUCCACACUGGUAGCCAGCCGCAGCAGGAUCUCCUCAAGGCCCCAGGAUCGGCUGAGCCGGCCUCGCGGUCCAACAAGUUCUUGGAGAGGUCAACAAGUGUGAACUCGGCUGACUAUCGGCCUCGUCGCUCCCGCAGAAAUGAUGCGGAUGCAGCGGCCCAGCCACCUCCGACUAGCGGCUCCGAUUAUGCGAACGUGCAGAAGGAGACUGCUCUUAAAGACCCCAAGUUGAAUCGCACUCAUACAGCUCGGACAAUGUCACUCGGUCAUGCUCGCCGUGAAAGCAUACAAGCCCGGAGAGCUAGACGGGAUGCUACGCGAGAGGCCAACGUCCCUGAGGAGACCGAUGCAGAUAUUUCUGGCGCAGGCACAGCGCUAGAGAGUGCAAACGAAGGAGAGGAUCUUUCCAAGCCGGUAUACCUCAAGGGUCUCUUCAGUGUUUCGACGACUAGCAGCAAACCCCUUCCCGUCAUCCGUUCCGAUAUCAUCCGAGUUCUCAAACAGCUUUCUGUCGAGUACGUCGAAAUCAAGGGAGGUUUCAGCUGUCGUCAUGCGCCGAGCAUCGACUUGGACAAAGUGGUGGAUGUCGGGCCUCCAAGCCCGGAUCGUCAGGGGCAUGUUUCCGGCCAUCGUCGCCGCAUCAGCUUUGGAGGGUUGUUGAGCCACGAAGAGAGGGAGGAAUCACGUCAUGCGCCCCGGUCACAGCGCCGAACCAGGGCGCCACCGGAUCACAGUUUCGUGACCAACUCGGAAGGAUCCGAUGAAGACGAUGGCUCCCGUGACCACCGCGAUAAUUUGGUGGUAGGCGAACGGGUCAUGGGAGAGACCACGACUCGGGUGCAGAGCGACACGGGAGAGAAUAUGGUGCUUCGAUUUGAGAUUCUCAUCGUCAAGGUGCCGCUGUUUUCGCUGCAUGGCAUCCAAUUCAAGAAGGUCGCCGGUGGCAUGUGGCAAUACCGGGAGAUGGCCAAGAAAAUCCUGGACGCUCUAAGACUCUGAGUGUAUUUCGACGGAUGGGAUCCCAGCAUGAGGGUCCAGUAUAUUUACUCGCGCCGACUAGGUCGGUUCGACCCAUGAGCAUUUGCAUGAGCAUCACGUGUUUCUUUUGUCCAUUUCUUAUGUCAACUUUUCGGUCUGCAUUACCACUGAGCUGGCUCAUCACUCCAGGUACUGGUUUGUCAUGGUGUACAUUAGAACCGAGCAAGGACGCAUCAUGGAUUUCAGUCAAUUCUUUCCGAUUCACAUGACUAUUGUCCUGUUGUAUAUUUCUACAGAGUUGUUGUUUCCUAUGUCAUACCUCGCAAGCCCCAUUCCAUGGGGCGUGGUGAGUUUACUGCGUAAGGUUAUGCCAGGUCGCUGGAAGUUUAUAUAGGUUGUUGAUUGAUUGUUCUGAUGGUAGUCACUAAUCAUUACCAUCGGCUCAUUGGUUAUGAACUAAUAUUACCUUGAACCACC